CGGUCAGGCCCGCCCCGCGAGAUACUUUAACAGCCAGGCCCCGUUCUGCGUGCGUGCGCGGCCCCGCGGAGACGUGCAGGCUCCCGCGUAGCCCGAGGCUGAGGUGGCAGCAGCCGGGCCAACAUGGAACUGCCGCAGAUGCCGGAGCUGAUGGGGUUGUCGCUGCUGCUCGGGCUGCUGGCCCUGAUGGCGACGGCGGCGGUAGCGCGGGGGUGGCGGCGCGCGGAGGAGGAGAUCCGGUCCGCGGGCCAAAAAGCAAAUGGAGUUCCACUUGACAAGUCCUUGAGAUCCAAGAAGCAGAAACAGCAACAGCGAACUCGUAAGGAGAAGCCUCAACAACACAACUUCACCCACCGCCUCCUGGCUGCUGCGCUGAAGAGCCACAGUGGGAACAUAUCUUGCAUGGACUUUAGCAGCAACGGCAAGUACCUGGCCACCUGUGCCGACGAUCGCACUGUCCGCAUCUGGAGCACCAAGGACUUCCUGCAGCGGGAGCACCGCAGCAUGAGAGCCAAUGUGGAGCUGGACCAUGCCACCCUGGUGCGCUUCAGCCCUGACUGCAGAGCCUUCAUUGUCUGGCUGGCCAAUGGAGACACCCUCCGUGUCUUCAAGAUGACCAAGCGAGAGGAUGGGGGCUAUACCUUCACAGCCACCCCAGAGGACUUUCCUAAAAAGCACAAGGCACCCGUCAUUGACAUUGGCAUUGCUGACACAGGAAAGUUCAUCAUGACUGCUUCCAGUGACACAGCUGUCCUCAUCUGGAAUCUGAAAGGUCAAGUGUUGUCUACCAUUAACACCAACCAGAUGAACAAUACCCAUGCUGCUAUAUCCCCUUGUAGCAGGUUUGUGGCCUCGUGUGGCUUCACCCCAGAUGUCAAAGUUUGGGAAGUUUGCUUUGGGAAAAAAGGCGACUUCCAGGAGGUCGUACGAGCCUUUGAACUGAAGGGCCACUCUGCCGCUGUCCACUUCUUUGCUUUCUCCAAUGACUCCCGAAGGAUGGCCUCUGUCUCCAAGGAUGGCACGUGGAAACUGUGGGACACAGAUGUGGAGUAUAAGAAGCAGCAGGACCCCUACUUGCUGAGGACUGGCCGCUUUGAAGAGGCGAGCAGCAUGCCGUGCCGCCUGGCACUGUCCCCCGACGCCCAGGUCCUGGCCUUGGCCAGUGGCAGCAGUAUUCACGUCUACAAUAGCCGGCGGGGUGAGAAGGAGGAGUGCUUCAAGCAGGUCCAUGGGGAGUGUAUCUCUGACUUGGCCUUUGACAUCACUGGCCGGCUGCUGGCGUCCUGUGGGGACCGGGCAGUGCGGCUCUUCCACAACACCCCUGGCUACCGGGCAGUGGUGGAAGAAAUGCAGGGCCUCCUGAAGCGGGCCUCCAAUGAGAGCACCCGCCAGAGGCUGCAACAGCAGCUGACCCAGGCCCAGGAGGCCCUGAAGAGCCUGGGCGCCUUGAAGAAAUGACUCUGGGAGGGGGCAGCAGGCAGGAUCGGGCCUUCUGCUGCCGCUUGUCUCCCAGGUACGCUACAGCUGGAAACCUUUUGAAAGGAGUAUCCUGAUUUUUUAAAAUGAUGGCCCCUUCCUUUUUCCCAUUGAAACUGUUCUUGCCUACUUAGAUCUCUCUCUCUUCUUUCUGGUUGUGACUCCUGGCUUUACUUGACCUCCCAGGCUAAUGACCAAGGUGCUUCUCUUUUUCCUGGGCCCAACGGGUGGAAUCUGUUUUCACUGAGCACUGAGGAGGGUGGUAACAGGAGAGAGAGAGAGAGAACAUGGUCUUUGACCUUGUGGCAACACACCCUGGUAUCCAAAGAAGUUUGUAAUUGUGGAGGCAAAACCUGCAGAACGCCUGAGUACUACUCAGCAGUGUCGCAGAGGCUGAGAGACUGCGAUCUCUUCCAAUUACAGAACGGUGCUGUGGGUCAGGGAAAGGCUAGUCUUGAUCCAGGCAAAGCCCCUAACCUCAUCCAAAAGUUUUUAAGGAAUUCCAUUCUGUGCCUCAGUUUUCUUAUUUGGAAAAUGGAGAAUAAUCUCGUCUUGACUUCCUUAACAAAGAUUUGAGAAUAUGAGAGUAUAAGUCCCGAGAUUUGGAAGGAAAAUGGAAAAGAGUAUUAAUAUGUCAUCUGUUAUCCAAUAUCAUUUAUUAACUACUGGGUAAAAGUGGGGUUUCAUACUCUGUAGUUUGAAACUAAAUUAGAAAGAAACAAACAUAUCCCUUGGGAAGGUGAAGUGUCUGGGAUCAUACAUUUCAUAUCUGGUUCUGCUGUAAGUGGUGUGGUAGAGUCAUAGAAUCCGCAAAUGGGGUCCUCUCUUCCAGGAGGUUGUAUCCUGUUGGAGGAGACCCAUUUUCGGUUCAACAAACAUUUGAGUGCCUACUGUGCCCAGCACAGCACUGGACAUAGAUAUAAAUGGGACAUGUUCUCUGCCAUCAAAGAUGGCUGGUGGGAGAGAGGUACGCAUGCCUGCUAAGUGCUUUUUGUUAGCUUACCUACAGCUGUAGAAGGUUGUUGUAAAAGUCAAGGCAGGAGAGGACUGAACCAGGACAGAGGCAGUAGAUAUGAAGUUGAAGUUGAAGGGAUAGAUUUGAUACGAGAGGAGGUACUUAGAAGUUCGGCUUUUUGGACUUGAGGACUGCCGGGGUGUGGGAGAUAAAGGAAAUGAAGAAUCCAGGAAGGCUUGAGUGUAGGCAACAUUGAUUCAGUCAAAUCAGGUUCUUCUCCCUCUCCCUAAAACUGGGACCUCCCUUCUGCACUGGCAGUGUUUGAACAAGCCACAGCCUUUCAGUACUCCCUCCGCCCCACUACCACUACCACCAUCCACCCCUCCAAAACAUUCUUGGUUAUACUCCAGAUUGUAUGAUAUCCUGAAUGUACUGCUUCUCUCCAUCUUCUCUUACAAGCCUGGUCCUAGCCCCUGGCACCUACCGGACUAUAAUAUAGUGUCCUCAGUGGUC
Messenger RNA from Rhinolophus ferrumequinum (greater horseshoe bat), 2944 nucleotides. RefSeq names its product transducin beta like 2 (gene TBL2). Lineage: Eukaryota; Metazoa; Chordata; Mammalia; Chiroptera; Rhinolophidae. The transcript is spliced from 7 exons. Gene Ontology annotation, cellular component: endoplasmic reticulum. Gene Ontology annotation, biological process: endoplasmic reticulum unfolded protein response. Bases 124 to 1458 code for a protein of 444 amino acids. Gene Ontology annotation, molecular function: protein binding. The record is from RefSeq and is a predicted model, not a curated record.